Molecule: messenger RNA, 2212 nt
Organism: Dioscorea cayenensis subsp. rotundata (Guinea yam)
Lineage: Eukaryota; Viridiplantae; Streptophyta; Magnoliopsida; Dioscoreales; Dioscoreaceae
Exons: 12
Coding region: 72-1475 (467 amino acids)
Biological process (GO): peptidyl-lysine monomethylation
Molecular function (GO): protein-lysine N-methyltransferase activity
Source: RefSeq, a predicted model, not a curated record
UUUUAUGUUUUGGGUGCUCCUUUAGCACAACAACAACUUAAAAAAAAACUGCAGCGAGCUCAAGAUCAGCAAUGGCCACAUCUCCAGAAGCCAAGCUCCAGAGCUUCCUCCACUGGCUCUACGCCAAUGGGGCCGAGCUUAGAGGGAGUGCCAUCCAGCACUGUGGCGCCGACAAGGGCUUUGGGGUCUUCUCUGCCCCCACCGGCGUUCGCCGCGAUGAUGGUAUUGUGAUGACGAUCCCGCUCGACCUCGCCAUCACUCCUAUGAGGGUUCUUCAGGACCCCUACGUUGGACCAAGAUGCCGAGCACUGUUUGAGGAGGGCCAUGUUGAUGAUAGGUUCCUCGUCAUGAUCUUCCUUACUGUUGAGCGCCUGCGACACAAUUCGCAAUGGAAGCCUUACUUGGACAUGCUUCCUAGCACGUUUGGAAAUCCUCUUUGGUUUUUGGAGGAGGAGCUUGCAGAGCUUAAAGGAACAACAUUGUAUCAAGCAACCAUGCUGCAGAAAAAGAAUUUGCGAGCGUUGUAUGAUGAUAAAGUGAAGCCACUAGUGGAGGAGCUUCUUUCUCAUGAUGCUCACUUAGAAAGAGUAAAUGAGGUGCGUUUUGAAGAUUUCCUUUGGGCAAAUUCGAUCUUCUGGACUCGAGCUCUGAACAUUCCUUUACCACAUUUUUAUGUAUUUCCUGAGUCACUGGGAGGGCAAGAGAAAGAUUCUGCUUGCAAGGAUCAUGGUUCUGGUGUUUCAGUAACUGCAACUGUUGGUGAAACAUGUGUUGAAGUAGAUGGACAUAAAAUUAAGGAAGCUAAUAAUGUGAGUGAGAAAAGAAAAGAUGAAGAUACUUCGAAUGCAAUUGUUUCAAAGACCAUUUGGGUUGAAGGUCUGGUCCCUGGCAUUGAUUUUUGUAAUCAUGGUCUGAAGGGUAGAGCAACAUGGGGAGUUGAUGGAGAUGGAUCUGUAACAGGAAUUCCUGUAUCAAUGCACCUCAUCCUUGCUGAAAGCAACACUCUUGAAGCUGGGAAAGAGAUAUUAAUAAGCUAUGGUAACAAAGGAAAUGAGGAAUUAUUAUACCUCUAUGGAUUCGUUAUUGAUAACAAUCCAGAUGAUUACCUCAUGGUUCAUUACCCCAUGGAAGCGUUUCAGAAUGUACCCUUUGCUGAUAGAAAAGCAAGGCUGUUAGAAAUUCAGAAGGCUGAAUUCAGAUGUCUCUUACCAAGAGGUUUGCUUUGUCAUGGCUUUUUCCCUGCAAAUUCUCUUCAAACUGGUGAUCAGAAGAAAAUUUCCGAUGAUAAUCUUGGGUUUUCCCCUGUAAAUUAUAGCUGGAGUGGUCAGCGCAAGGUCCCCUCUUAUUUGAAAAUUCUUGUUUUUCCUCAAGAAUUCUUAACAACUUUAAGGACAAUAACCAUGCAAGAAGAUGAGCUUUGUCGGGUUUCAUCAUUACUAGAAGAGGUAGAUUUCCCAAUUUAUGAUCAAUUUUAGUUUUGAAGGUGCCUGAAUAAUUGGUUAAUCACUUGUAUCAGUUGUAUAAGACCACUCUGUUGUUGGCUGAUAGACAAAUACAGUCUUGAAAAUAAACUUAUUGUACUCCAAUAAUAUUUUUUAUGGCAUAGUACAUAACAACUUAAAGUUAAAAGAUUUAGUCAUUAUUUAUCAUUCUUUCUUCCUUUUUGUAGCUGAGGAUGUUUGAACUAGUACUUGUUCAGGUGCCAAUGUAAGAAUAACUCUUACAUGACAAGGCCUCCAAGUCAAAACAUUUUUAAUCUUACUGAGAAAACUAAAAUCAGAAUGUAUACUUUGUUGUUUAAUUUUUCCUAUUUUCAGCAUUUGAACUUUGAUGAGAAGUAAUGUGGUUUAUAGACAUAAGAAAUCAAGCUAUGCAUGGCAUUUAAUAAUGGGAUUUUGUUAUAUGGGUAGAAGUACAUAAAUUGGAUCUCAGAAUCCAUGCCUCUUUUGUUAAUCCAGCCAACAAUUACAUGGCAAGCAUUGGCAUACUGUUAAGGCUGCUCGUUUGCACUGUGUCUUGGAUGUGAAGUGAGGAAUAACAUUUCUAUUUGCUGAGCAUAGGUGCCUUUCUAAUUCUCCCUGAGCUCCAUACUAGCAAGAGUCUUGUUCAAUGUGCCGUCUUUUUUAGUCUUUAGUCUUGACCAUCUAAAGAACAACAAUUAUGUAAUUAGUUAUUAGGAUGAAAAAUUAGAUUAUAUAUUCAAAAAGACUGU